UUUCUAAUUUUUUUCUAAUUUUUUUCCAUUCUUUCUUCAGUUGCUUCAAAAGAGCAAAAACGUUGAUGUUGAGGAUUAUGAUCGAGUGAAGAAACUUGCUAUAGAAAUUCAAGUUGUUUUAUUAGCAUAAAUUGCUCAUUUAAAUGAGUAUUGAGGCCUCUUUUUCAACCUUGCAGUUGUAUAACACAAUUGAUUUUUUUAUAAAUGUUUCAUGCCUUAUACAUGAACUUUGGCUGCUUCAAAUGUAGAUGUCCUAGUUGAAGUUAGAAGAUAUGAAGAUGCUAGUGGUGGUGUUGCUCAAGCUAUGGAUGAUUUGGAGGUUCCUCCAAUUGAUGAUAAAUAAUGAAGGUCAUGGAGGAGAUGAUGACUUUAAUGAAUAUGAAGAUCAUGUGGAGGAAGAUGACUAUCCUGUAUUUAAUAUGAAUUAUUUUAUUGGAUAGUUUGUUUCAAACAUUUGUGAAUCUAUAAGUUGUUUUUCAAAUAAGAAGUCCAUCCGAGAACCAGGAUUCUGUUUCACGUCUAGAAAAAGAUCUUGCAAGCCACCGAUUGCAGCUUAUGGAGAGAGAAAAGAGAAUUCAUGACAUUCUGCAUGAUGAGGUCACUGGGAUAUUCUCUAUAUUUGAUGUUUGGUGAUAUAUUUUCUCUAUUAGCAUUAAUUGUGUUACGAUUUAACAAGGCUAACCUAAAACUUGAUUUGGAGAAGAAUAAGAAACUGCUGGCUGAGUAUAAGAAGAGGAUUGAUGUUUUGUUAAGGGAAAAGGAAGAUGCAGGUAAAGAGAACCAACAACUAUCUAGGCAAUUAGAUGAGAUUAAACAAGGGAAAAGUUCAACACCUGAUACAACUAGUGAACAAGUGAUGAAGGAAGAAAAGGACACAAGAAUACAGGUUCAUUUGAAACUGUAGUUUUGUUUUAACUCACUACCAUAAUUUUACCUAUUUUGUUAUGAACAAUUUGUCCUAAAUUUACUUGUUAUUUCUGGAGAAACAUCUAGAGAGACUUAGAGAUAAAUUAAAGAAGGAGAAAGAAGAAAGUCGCCUUGAGAGAGGUACACGACUGAAGAGUGAAAAGGCCAUAAAGGACUUUUACAACAAUGUUGAACAUGUUCUUCCCUUCACUCAC
Messenger RNA from Vigna umbellata (rice bean), 1121 nucleotides. The record is from RefSeq and is a predicted model, not a curated record. Lineage: Eukaryota; Viridiplantae; Streptophyta; Magnoliopsida; Fabales; Fabaceae.